AUAUUUACCUAAGGUGCCUAAGUAAUCAGAUGCUUAACUAACAAUACAUUACUUAACUUGAUUGGAAGUGAAUAACGUAAGCAAGCAUUGGUUAUAUAAUCAAGCCACCCCCUUUUACCCCUAUUCAAAUAGCUUAGGUAAUCCAGUAUUUGCGAUUUUCAAAUUGGUCGUCUUCGAUCGUGACUCUUGAAUGUCAAUAUUUAUUUAGGUAUUUAAAUAUUUUGUUUGGAACCAAUCGACGAAGAAUGCUAUGAACACCCUGUUAAUCUCUUGGCACUGGCCCUAGCUCAGCGCUAGACCAGGGUUACAUCUUCUAUGAGAUGGUCGGCAUAAUGUGGAGGAUUACUUUCAGGUCCAGUCCGACUGUCCGAUAAAGCCGGGGGGAGUUAACUUCUUGAUGUUUUCCGUAGCUACGUAAGCAUCCUUCAUGGUUUCAACGUCACCGAAAUCAUUGCAUCACUAUAAGUAGCAUCGAAACCCAGACGCCGGACAAUUGACUGCGAAGAAUUUCCUAAGUCCUCUUAAAUCCAUUGUUAAGACCGUUUUCUGUUUCCUUUCUUUCGUGUAUAUAUAUAGUUGCUGUAAUCGCUGAAUAGAGAUCUAGUUGAAAUGCAUCAAGCAGAACAAAUAAGAAUCAAACAAUUACUAGAAACCCAUUAAAUCGUUAAAUCACCUCUACAGUCAUCAUGCGAUCUAACGAACACGCUAGCGCCGGGGCCGCGAAGAAAAUCCCCCUUGGCCCUCAAACUCCCGUAUAUACUUACAGCCCUCUCGUUCUGUCCAUUCCAGGCCGCCCCGUCGACCUAGACGUCAAAGUCACAGCUCCCGCAACUGGAACUAGUCUCCCCAUCGUCAUUAUUUCCCAUGGGCAGGGCAUGAGCAACCACCUCAACUCCCUCGAGGGAUACACCCCUCUUGCAGAAUUCUGGGCCGCGCACGGCUUCGUAGUUAUCCAACCUACCCACUUAUCCUCCAUGUCCCUCAAGCUUCAAGCCCCGCCGGGCCAGGAAUACUACUGGCAAGACCGCGCCGACGAUAUCACAAGAAUCCUCGACAGACUCGAUAUUAUCGAAGCAGCGGUCCCCGGACUUAAGGGAAGGUGGGAUAGCAACAAAGUUGCGGUUGCCGGGCACUCGCUCGGCGCAUGGACUGCAUCCAUGCUUUUAGGCGCUCAGAACACCGACCCGCGCUUCGGGACAGUGACAGAUAAACUCGACAAGCGCGUCAAGGUUGGUAUCAUACUCACCGGUACCGGGAAAGCAGGCGAUGAGCUGUCGGAAUUCGGACAUAAAAUGGUACCUUUUUACGGACCUGACUUUAGCACAAUGGCUACACCGGCGCUUAUUGUAUGCGGAGACGAAGAUGUGAGCCCGCAUUUAACCUCGCGUGGUGCGGAUUGGCAUGCGGAUUGUUACUACCUCUCCUCGGGUCCUAAGGACUUGUUUUGGGUUAAGGGGGGAAAGCAUGGUCUUGGGGGUAUUAGUGGGUGGGAUGGGAAGGAGACGCAGGAUGAGGGUCCUGAGCGAUUGGCUUCGGUUCAGAGAGUGACUUUGGCUUACCUCAGGACGGCGCUUUAUGGGGACUCGUCUUGGGAUGAGGCUCGUGAAGCCCUUAAGGGACUUGCGGAGCUUGGUUCGAUUGAGAGUAAGAACUAGGGGCCACCGUGGUAGUAAGGGUCAAUGGUAAUGUCGCUUCCCGGCGAGGUUGCUGGUUCAUGUUUCCCGAGUUAAAGCGUUUACAGCAUUAGUCUCCACUCAGAUCACGAUAUGAAGUAUAGCACCAGAAGAUAGCUUCAGGGGAUCGAUCAAUUCAAUCUGCAAUUUCCAAGAUAA
Molecule: messenger RNA, 1832 nt
Organism: Hypoxylon trugodes
Lineage: Eukaryota; Fungi; Ascomycota; Sordariomycetes; Xylariales; Hypoxylaceae
Product: alpha/beta-hydrolase
Exons: 1
Coding region: 687-1655 (322 amino acids)
Molecular function (GO): 1-alkyl-2-acetylglycerophosphocholine esterase activity
Source: RefSeq, a predicted model, not a curated record